AAAUUCCAGUUUCAAACAUGAGCAGUCCUAGUUGGCCGAACAGAACCAUGGACAGUAAACCAUUUAUCACCAAGUAUACAUCAGAUGAUCCAGAUAAAUUACAACUGAGAGCAAACAAUGGAAUCCGAAGCAACAAAUACCUACCUGUGGACUAUGAAAAACUCAAACUUAUGGCAACAGAGAAAAAAUUUGCAGCACAGAAAAGUCUACUUAAAGUGAAGAAAAUUGAACAAAUGUCAAAACAGAGUAAAGAAAACCUUCUCUUGAAACAACACAAGCUAGUCUGGCAAAAAGAAUUUAUGAGACUGAACAACUUACGUAAGCGGAUUCAAGCAGAAGUCGAGAGUCACCGCAGACAGAACGCCAUGGAAGGAAGUGGUUGCUGCCGAAUUUUUGAACACUUUGAUCUCUAUGAGUCAUCUUUGGAUGAGGAGUUUGCUAAGUUUAAGCAGAAUACCUGUGAACCUGUGUGGAAUUUAAGGGAAGAUUUACAGUUUUGGAUACAAGACAACCACGAAGGAAUCAGGCUGGGGGAUCCAGAAGUGGUGGAGAAACACGCUGAGAUCCGCCAGACCAUAAACCAUGUCAAAGGUCAACAGAACAGCGUGCUGCAGCAGCUGUAUAACGAACAGAAAUGUCUGGAGGGGGAACUACAAACAGGUUUUCUGUGGGAAAUAACUCAUGGUGGAUCAGAGACGCCUCACAUUGACUUUGCUGAGGGAAUUCCAGAGGAAGCAUUUGACCUUGAAUGUUCAGAUGAUGAGCUCAAGGUCACAGUGCUACAAGAAUUUAUUAUUAUCGAUCAGAAAUUCAGAGAGAGGCUUCACUUCCUAGAAGAUGAACAUUCCAAGAUUUUGAGUAAAGGUCUUCAUGGAGGGUGGAGUGAUGAAGACCAUUUCUGUUUUUUGGCGAAUUAUGAACAGUAUCCUAGAGAACUCAAUAACAGGAGGAAGUUGAUUCUAGACAGACUGAGGCGCCACCUACCACACAAAGCUAGGCAUGAGCUUGUGGCUCAUGAGGAGUGGUGUGAGGCAAACAAGUAUUUUCAUGAGCGUAAGCGAGCGCUGGUGGUGGCGUGGAGAAAGGGCCGAGCUGAGCUCCUUAAUAAAGCCCGCAGUACCUUUAUUGAGGUGGAGAUCGCUAAAGAACUGGCGGAAGUGAAGGCAGAGUACAAUCGACAACAGAAAAAGAUCCGAUACGAACUUUACGAGAAGAUCAAACAAUGGAGAGAACAAAAAAUGGAAGCCAUGAUGUUACAGCAGAAGAUAGAUGAGAGAAAGAGAGAAGAAGUUCAGGAGGAGCUCAGGCUCGAGAUGGAGAGAGAGAAGAAGAGACGGGCACAUGAAAAGGAACAGAUUCAAAAGUUUGCAACUGAUAAAUUGGAGAAACGAAGACAACAAGAUCAGCGUGAUCAGGAAAGAAUGGCUGAGCUGAAAAGACGAAUGGAGGAACAGGCUAUCAUUGACAAAGAGAGAAUUGAGUAUCGUAAGGAACAGUUAGACCAAAAGAUAGAGGAAAGAAAGAUGAAAGAAGAAAGGAAGGCUGAAGAAGAGAUAGAGAAGGAAAGAAGACUGGAAGCCCUGAGGGAGCAGGUCAGAGUGAUAGCUGAAAGUGAUCCUGUGAGAAUGAUGGCAGAUACAAAGGCAUGGCAAGCCAAAAACGAAGAAGAUGAUGAAAUAAACAUCAAUAAACCUUUGUUUGCUAUAAACACAUUCCACUCAAAACAGAUAACCACGGAUCCUCGGAUGCGGCUAGAGGCAAAACUGAGGGAAGCCGGUCUCCAUAACUCCCCCUACGCUCGACAGGUAAUGGCCGCCGUCCCUCCCCCACAACCCCCUAGGAGGGACAUGGAAUCCACUGUCUUUAAGUAUGACUGAAGAAGCCAGAAUAAAGCGGCAGAUUAUGUUAUGUUUAAAGUCAGUGGUUUGGAUUGCCGAAAAGUGUUGGAGAGCCAUUAAUUCACUCUUAUAUAUGGUCACUAAUAAACUGUUUUCUAUUCAAUUUAAUGUUAUUUUUUUGAUUUAUUGAAUUCGUUGAAUUUAUGCCCAGAUUGACUUGAUAAAUAAAUUAAAACAUACAUUA
Molecule: messenger RNA, 2082 nt
Organism: Saccostrea cuccullata (small rock oyster)
Lineage: Eukaryota; Metazoa; Mollusca; Bivalvia; Ostreida; Ostreidae
Product: coiled-coil domain-containing protein 148-like
Exons: 12
Coding region: 18-1877 (619 amino acids)
Source: RefSeq, a predicted model, not a curated record